GGCUUGAUGCGCGUCUGCACCGCGGCACAGGAGGAUGACCUCGCCGUAUCCCUCGACGUCAAGCCGGACGAGGGAUGAGCGCAGCGCAAAUACAGGGACUCUAUCUUCAGCUACGGUACGACCGCGCGUACGACGACUUAUAAGCACAGAGAGUGAUGGAGAAGCUCCGCCAAAGGACCUUAGCCCUCUGCCGGCUGCACACCCGAGUCGGAUAGGCGGCAGUGACAGCAUAGGGGGCAGAAGUAAUGGCGGGCUGUUGGGUGGAUCAAUGAGGGAUGGGAAUAUACCGCAAAGGCAAGGGUUGGGAAAGGGCCUUUUUGAUGGUGGCUGGACGGGGAGCUGGACCGCUCUCCAAGGGCUGGCAAGCUCAGUUCUCAGCGGAGACACGGCGGCCAGCCCGGUGCUGAAACCUGUUGGUGCUACAAGGAGGAAGAGACAGAAUAGUUUCACACCAUCUCCGGCAUUCUCGGAAUGGGGACCCCCGGGCAAACCGAACAAAGGCAAAGGCAGAGAUAUCGCAGCAGAGUCACUCGCAGCGCGCAACUCGGCCGUCAACGUCCUCAAGACAGCAUCAGCAAUGCAGGAUCACGAAGGCACCAAUUCAGGCCUCCAGAUCGGGCGGCACAAACGCCGCACAUCCGACGACCUUACCGGCCCAGCUGUUGACGACGAUACUGACGCCCUUGUAUACGUCCACCACGUCAAACCAACUGAUACCCUCCCUGGCGUUAUCCUGAAAUACAACUGCGACCCCGCCGUCUUCCGCAAAGCAAACCGUCUCUGGCCCAACGACGUUAUUCAAUUCCGCAAAACCGUUCUUGUACCCGUCGACGCCUGCGCCGUGCGCGGUGUCCCCUGCGACUCGCCCACAGAGCUCAUCUCCCCAGCCUCAGCCCUAGCGGAUGAAGAACCGCCUAACCUCUCCUCGCCCUCCGCACCUUCCCCUUGGGCAAACUCCAUCCUCUCCCCCCCAGAUAUCCCAGAAACAGAUACCUCAGACCCAGAUGGCGACCCCUGGAUCCCUGUCCGCUGGGUUCUGCUCCCCUCCUCCCCAGCCUCCGAACCGACGCAAAUAGCGCGCCUGCCGCGCAAGAAACUAGGCUACUUCCCGCGCCGACGCCGGAAAAGCGGCGAUGUACCCUCGGGCGUGGCGUCAUUACUUGAUUCUCCGCGUGAAUCAGUCGAUGUCUCUGCCUCUGCGUCUCCUGCUGCGAGUCCGGGGCCGAGGCGACUGAGUAAUCUGACCAGUGGCAUGGCAGCGGGGCGUGCUGUGUCGGUGGGUCGACCGAGGCGGGAGUCUACGAGUGAAGCUGCGGCGAGGGGUGGAUGGUUCCGGGGCCCUGGUGGUGUGGGAACGUUUGGGCCGGAUGUGAAGAGGCCGGGCCCGGCACAGGAUGGGCUUAACCGCUGGGUUAAUAGGCACGUGCCGGGGUUGACGAUUGAUGAUGUAGCCUCUAAACAUGGAGCUGGAUUUUCCGAUAGAGAAGGCAUGAGUGGUGUAGGAGAUGUGUCUGGAAGUGGCGGACGAGGCAUCGAAGUUGCUGCUGCGGCUAUAGAGGGCUGGGUGAGGCGGCUUGGAAGGCCAGUGACGCCAUUGGGAAGGCAGGUGACGAGGGAGGAAGUCGGAGAUCUGAUUGAAUUACGAGAUGGGCCUGGAAGUGACGACGGAAAUAUGGGCGGAUUUGGAAUUGGCACUGGUGGUGUACCACGGGGGAGGAAAGGUGCAAAGGGAAAUUGAAUCGGGUGAGAGGCAGCGUUUGGAUGCGCACCCCACUUGGAUAAUCAGAGAGUGACGACACUUAGCGUUGCAGGAGGGAACCAGUGAGAUAUUUGGCUACACGUAGCAGUAUCCGCACAUAAAUUUUCUAGAUCACAUUUUCAGUUCAUACCUAGCAAGAAGGUGCGCGCGGCGUUUGGGAGAGGAGGGAUUGUGGAUUCCGCAUUUUUUGUGCGGCUGAUAGAUGAGAGGAACCCGGAGAAUGAUAUCUAUAUUUUACACGGUCAUGAAAAUAGCAUGUGUGCGAAGAGCUAGGACGAGAGGUGACCAGAGAAUUGAAGUUUGCAUUGGCUUAUCCCGCACGCCACCCACCCAUUGCCCAUCUCAGACACCACCAAAUUCUCCUUUCACAACUUCACCCUCGAAUUCCCCUUUCAUAACUUCCCCCUUUCCUCCCCACAAUUGCUCCUUCUUCGCGACCCCCUCUUUCCCAUCUCUCAUCCCCACCAACUCCCCAACUGGUGUAAACCGUCCGCUCAAGCAACUCGGACAUCCCACACGCUCCUUCAGCAUCUCGGUGUCCCGCCGUGUCUCCCAUCGCAGCUCCUCAACAAGUCCUUUGAGCCUGUCGAUCUUGUCGGACAGCUUGGUUUGCUCAGCGAGUAGCGAAAUGAUAGCAUUUUGGAGGAAGGCGAUGUGAGUGUUGAGGGAAAGGGAGAAGGGUGAAUGGGAUGGUGUGUUUUUGGUGCUCAUGGUUGGUGUAGUUGGGGAUGGAGUGGUGUUGAGAGGUGCCGAGAUUUGGUGGGCAUGGAAGGG
Molecule: messenger RNA, 2533 nt
Organism: Pseudogymnoascus verrucosus
Lineage: Eukaryota; Fungi; Ascomycota; Leotiomycetes; Thelebolales; Thelebolaceae
Exons: 1
Coding region: 35-1738 (567 amino acids)
Source: RefSeq, a predicted model, not a curated record